Messenger RNA from Sorghum bicolor (sorghum), 1461 nucleotides. RefSeq names its product B3 domain-containing protein Os03g0212300. NCBI's taxonomy places the organism in Eukaryota, Viridiplantae, Streptophyta, Magnoliopsida, Poales, Poaceae. Bases 325 to 1119 code for a protein of 264 amino acids. The record is from RefSeq and is a predicted model, not a curated record. Gene Ontology annotation, molecular function: DNA binding. The transcript is spliced from 5 exons.
UGAUCACUCGAUAUAGCUAGCAAUCACGCGCCUUGCCCAUCUCUUACCCCAGCUCUUCUUUCGGUGCAACCUCCAGGGUACACUCCAUAUAGCCCGCCAUCGGCCCAUCGCUCUCGGUCCAGUACUACAGUGGUGCCCCCAUCUUCUUCUACCAUCUCUCUCUGCCUUUCCUCUUCCCUUCUGCUUUCUUGCCGAUCCAUCGAGCGCCCGGAGACUAGAGUUCGCGGUGACGCCAUGCCGGCUGGAGUUGCACGGCCACCGUAAGGCUCCAGCAGGGAGCGGACGGCAGCACCCAACAGAGCUGGGACUGGGACGAAGGAGGAGAUGGCAGGUCUGAGCGACUUCGAGUUUUUCAAGAUCCUGAUCCCAGGGAUGUACGAGGAAGCACUGAGGCUGCCCACAAAGUUCGGUGAGAUCCUCGGAGCUCGCCGGGAUCUGAAGCUGCGGCUCACCGGCGGAGAGAUGAUGCCGCUGUGGGACGUGGAAGUCUUCGUCGACGAGAAGAACGGCGACAUGUACCUCCACAAAGGCUGGAAAAAGUUCGCCCGCGCACACGACCUCCGCAAAGGGUACAUGCUCGUCUUCCGCUACGACGACGACGGCCGUGGCGACCUCGUCGUCACGGUCUUUGACCUCACCACCUGCCGCAAGGAGUACCUGCACGCCGGCGCCGGUGGCGGCGGAAACACCAACCCUGGCGCCGGCGGCGGACGCUCGCUGCCCAUCGCGGAGCCGUCGCAUUUCGCCGUGACCCUCCGGCAGUGCAACCUGGAGGCGAAGCAGAACCAGUACCUGAACGUGCCCGUGGAGUUUCAGGACGCGCACGGGUACGUCCGCCGGCGCCGGGUGGAGCUGCAGAUGGGCGGGCGCUCAUGGAUGGUGAACCUGAAGCGCAGCAAGCGGCUGCUCGGCGACCGCUCGUCCUUCAAGUACGGGUGGCAUCAGUUCUGCGUCGACAACGGUCUCAAGGUCGGCGACGUCUGCUUCUUCCGGGUGAUCCGCGAGGGCAGCCGUUGCGGCGACGACGACGAAGAUGAAGAGUGGGAGCCGGAGGAGGAGGACGAUGAGCACGUGCUCAAGGUGGAGGUACGCAAGAAGAACGGCACGUUCGUCUCCUGAUCUCAUCGCAACCAAUAAGUCGAUGAGAGCAGUUCCUGCCACACUGUCAGUAGGAAAUCAUUAGUUAUUAGGAGUACUGUGCUUCUGAUGGAUUAGAUUGUUCGUCUGAACCUGUCAUUGGCGUGAUUGUCUCUGUUCUAGAAUUACUCUAUUCUAGUGUUAUUAUAUAUGCUGGUGGGUUUGAUGGGAAUUGUAAUCAGACGAACAGCGUCCAAAAUAAGUUAGCAACUCGUACUACUCUGAUGGUGGUCAUGGAAUCCCUAUAAAAGCAUUUGUUCAUAAAAAGCUUAGAUUGUGUUGCUCGUACUUGAUGUACAGUAAUCAAAAUUAUUCUUGAAAGAA